CUCCAAAACCUUCCUAUCUCAUCAAACACACAUACACAUUACACAUUACACAUUACACGCACCCUUGGAGGCUUGGAGUGAUACAACAUGAUGGCUUCUUCUAAUAUGGCCAAAAUACUACUUGGCCUCAUUGUGGUAGGAACCAUCCUAGCAGGAGCCUUGCCCAAAAAUGUGAUGGCUCAAAGUCCAGUAGCCUCCAUUGUGACACAAGAGUUUUUCGAUGGGAUAAUGAACAAGGCUACUGGGGACUGUCCUGGAAAGAGUUUCUACACCAGAGACGUUUUUCUGAACGUUGCGAACUCGUUCGGCCAAUUUGGUUCUGGUUCUGCUGAUCAAUCUAAACGUGAGAUUGCAGCCUUUUUCGCCCAUGUCUCCCACGAAACGGGAUUUCUAUGUCAUAUAGAGGAGACGGGAGGUUCAAAUCUGGAGAAUUCACACUACUGCGAUCUGAGUAUGGGUCCAUGCAACCCAAGCAAGAGUUACUACGGGCGUGGACCACUCCAGCUGACAUGGAACUAUAACUAUAUAGGUUUCGGCAAUGCCUACAAAAUUGAUGGGUUGAACGCACCCGAAAUGGUGGCGCAGGACGUCGUCGUUUCGUUCCAAUCAGCAUUGUGGUUUUGGAUGGAGUACGUUCAUUCUGUGAUGGACCAAGGAUUUGGUGCCACCACCAGGAAAAUCAAUAGUGGUGAAUGUGAUGGCAAAUUGCCUGACCUUGUUCGAGCACGCGCCAAUUAUUAUAAUGACUUCUGCAACCAGCUUGGUGUUGCUCCUGGAGACAAUCUCUAUUGCUAAUUAACUAAACAAAUAAUAUAUUUAUAUAUAUAUUAUUUAUUACAUGAAUGUCCAUCAAAAAAACAUAUAUGUAUAUAUAAAUAAAAUAUUUAUAGGGUGACUCUCAUAUGGUCUAAAAGGGAAAAUAAAUUGUACUGUCUAAUUUUAUGAUUAUUAUAUAUAUAGCAUAAAAGUUUAUUAUUAUAGGAAUAACAACUUUCAAGGUGUGUUUGGAAAAUAUUUGUACUUUAAAAUACAAAUUGUAUUUAAAUUUGAGGACAUAUAAAUUCCAAUUGUAUUUUUUGGAAAAAUAAA
Cannabis sativa is the source of this 1089-nucleotide messenger RNA. Its product is annotated as chitinase 4-like. The record is from RefSeq and is a predicted model, not a curated record. Bases 88 to 795 code for a protein of 235 amino acids. NCBI's taxonomy places the organism in Eukaryota, Viridiplantae, Streptophyta, Magnoliopsida, Rosales, Cannabaceae. Gene Ontology annotation, molecular function: chitinase activity. Gene Ontology annotation, biological process: chitin catabolic process; carbohydrate metabolic process; cell wall macromolecule catabolic process. The transcript is spliced from 2 exons.